Molecule: messenger RNA, 1431 nt
Organism: Echinococcus granulosus
Lineage: Eukaryota; Metazoa; Platyhelminthes; Cestoda; Cyclophyllidea; Taeniidae
Product: DNA-directed RNA polymerases I and III subunit RPAC1
Exons: 6
Coding region: 1-1431 (476 amino acids)
Biological process (GO): DNA-templated transcription
Cellular component (GO): RNA polymerase I complex; RNA polymerase III complex
Molecular function (GO): protein dimerization activity
Source: RefSeq, a predicted model, not a curated record
AUGACUGACAAAUUUGGCCCUUCUAUUGCUGUAAAACAGCAUGGUCUUUCGUUUAUCCCUUCUGCCCCACAAAAAUGGGAUGUCGAUAUUUUCAUCAGCGAGUUCCAAGUCGUCGUCACAUCAUUUACUCCAGAGACUAUUGAGUUUGAUAUGAUUAGUAUUGAUUGCACGUUUGCUAAUUCCAUUCGCCGGAUUCUUGUCUCUGAGGUGCCUUCAUUCGCCAUCGAUCGGGUGUAUUUAUAUCAAAAUACGUCUGUUAUUGCGGACGAGACAUUCUGUCACCGCUUAGGCUUAGUACCGUUAAAUGUGGACCCUGAUAAAAUGAGUUUUUGCUCAACUGAUUUGCCUGAUACCGACGACCUAAGUGGAUUCGAUCCGAAUAGUCAUCUGAUAUUCGAUUUGAACGUAAAGGCUGCAAGACCCUCCUCCGAAGGAAAUAGCGAUAGCCAACCCAAGGAAAGCUUUCAAUCUUUCCCUCUGUACAGUUCGAGCCUCACUUGGGUACCGUUACCUGGCCAAGAAGAUGCCUUUAAAAAUGAGGGUGCAAGUUAUCCUGCUCCUGUUAGUAGAAAAGUUCUGCUCAAUAAAUUGGGACCUGGUGACGAAAUAAUGGCCCGAUGUCUAGCCGUUAAAGGUGUGGGUCGUGACCACGCCAAGUUUUCUCCCGUUUCGGCCGCCUUCUACAAGCUUUUGCCGUCGAUCGAAAUUAAUGGAGUAGUGCGUGGUGAUCUUGCAAAAAAGUUGCAGAGAAGUUUUGCUAAAGGAGUUAUUGAUGUGGAUCCUCGAACACAAGUAGCAAGUGUGGCGGACGCACGGUUGGACAAUGGAUCUAGAGAGCACUUAAGACAUCCGGACUUGGCCAGCAUAGUGCACGUCUUCCUCAAUCCACGCCACUUCAUUUUUACAGUGGAAAGCAUUGCUCCCGGUUAUCGUCCACCAGAUACGCUUGUCAAAUCUGCCAUCGAUGUGAUGCUUUCGAAAUGUGCGCACUAUCUUACCAUUGUGGGAAAGCCGGGCUUUGCUGCUAGUCCACUGAGUGAUCCGAAUGUGGAGAUUGGCGGGGGAGAAUUACCCGGUGAGGAAGCCGCGAAAACUUCACUAAAUGGGCGCGCAGUCGGCCUAGAUGUCGCUUUUGUCUCGAAUGAUUUGCGCAGGGCGACCUUCCGUUUCACGGGGGAAGAUCACACUCUCGGGGCUCCUCUUCGCUACUGCAUUCUCCGUAGUGAGGCAGUGAAGCUUUGUGGAUACUGCCAGCCUCAUCCGUUGGAGGACUCGAUAACUUUCGAAAUUCAGAGCCGAGACGAAAUGGCAGUGACUAUUCUCCGAAAUGGCUUAUACUGCCUUCGUGCAUGUUUUGAACACAUCAAACGUAAAUUCAAAUCAGCAAUGAAAAAGGCGCAGAAGCAGGCUUCCAAAUCUACACCUGACUGA